Ailuropoda melanoleuca (giant panda) is the source of this 7928-nucleotide messenger RNA. RefSeq names its product chromosome 17 C9orf153 homolog (gene C17H9orf153). The transcript is spliced from 5 exons. The coding region runs from base 5645 to 6451 and encodes 268 amino acids. The record is from RefSeq and is a predicted model, not a curated record. NCBI's taxonomy places the organism in Eukaryota, Metazoa, Chordata, Mammalia, Carnivora, Ursidae.
GCAUAUGUGUAAGCACCGGCUCUCCGCCUGCCCUGAGGUUUCACAGUUGACUGGAGACCGUCCCCGACCUCAGAGAUCUUAGAGUUGGCCAAUGAGACACCAAUGAAGAGAAUACUGUAAGUGUUGUAAUAGAUAAAAUUUAUUGCAUACUUGCUGCAUGCCAGGAGCUGUUUGAGUAGUUUCACAGUAAUCCAGUGAAGUACGUCUGACUCCUGUCAUUUCAGAGAUGAGAAACUAAAGCACAACAUGAGUAAAAUAGUUGACCUAAGUAACACAGUCAGUGGCCGGGCCAGAGUGACAGUCCACACCAUCUGGCACCAGCCUGUGCUCCUAGCAGUUGGGCCGUGCUACGUGUUCUAGAACCAAGAUGGGUGCACUUUCUAAGAAGUUAUUUUAGAGGUUGUGACACUUAGGCCAAGUUUUAAAAGCCCUAAAAGAUUAGGGGAAGAGGGAAGAGAAUGGACAAAACUAAAGAGGAUUGAAAACAUGCAGGAAGCUAAGCACUCCAAAGAAUGUGAGGGACAGAAGGGGCAAUGGACAGAGAACGUUGGGGCUCUCACUGGCUUCUGUACAGGCAGGGAGCCCCUCUGAGCCUUUACAAGGGGGCUGUCAGAACCUCUGCCUUCAGAAGUGUCCGGCUGGCUGUCUUGCGGAGUGUGGAGAAAGCUGGUCGGGGAGGAGGACAGGAGGUAUUGCCGAAGCCCAAUUAGGACCUGAGGGAGAGACCUGCGUGAGGCUUUGGAGGUGCCAUCGGCAAGACGCCAUUGAACAGACCAAGCUCAGCAGGGCCGUGGUGGUGUGGUCCUUGGCUAAUCACACAAGUGGCACUUCACUGGUUUUUGUGGUUUUUUAGUCUCUUGCACAAUAUUGAAAGGUUUUUUAAGACAGGAGCUUUAUCAUUUCUUUGGUGUUCAUUUAACACCAGGCAUGUUGUCAUUAUUUUUGACAAAAAGACUCUCCAGCAUCCAUGUCCUGUUUCCUCAUUUAGCCAAGCUCCACUUGAAAUGCUGGGCAUCCUCUGAGAGGUCACUUCAUAGUGCCCCCAUGUGACACGGAGGCCGUCAGGUGCUGUGGUGGGAGCUUCAUGGAUGGUUUUUAGUUAGAAGAGCGCUAAACUAUCCUAGGAAGGAUUUCAGGAGAUGGAGUCUGCAGUGCCCCUGUGCUACCUGCAGUCUCUGCCCUCUGCCUCUGUCCUACAAGAACGAUUGUCUCUUUGGCAAAGAGGGAAGUAGGGAGGGGGUUGGAAAAAAUUCAUCAGGAAAUACCUUUAAAAAACAGCCUUUCUUGUCUUGUUUUGAUGCCUGAGAGACCAGGAAAUGCAGAAGUCUGUGAUGUUAAGCUGCCUGGUCAUUCCCAGGCCGUCGACCAGCUGUGAGACCCGUGGAGCCUGCAGAGCUCUUUACAGGUGUCCAGUUAGUGCCUCGGCGCAGACCUGACCUGGGCCACGAGAUCACAUCAACUCAAGGGUGAAUACACACGUAACCAGCCUGAUGCUGGGGUUCAGUUCGGCAGUUCCUGAGAUGCCAGCACGCAAAGCUGUAGGUCUGGGGGGAGAGACACAUGGAUUUGAGUCAUGGGCUCUGUCAUUUUGUAGCCUUUUGGCCUGGCACGGGUUAAUUUCUCUGAGCCUGGUGCCCCUUCUGGAGAACAGUCUCAGGAUUUGGGGAAAUUUGAUGAGCUAACUGCACAUAAACAGCAUCCGCCUUAGAGUUGACACUCGGUGCGUUGUAGUUUUAGUCCCUUAUACCCGUGGUUAUCAGCCAAAGCAAGAGUUUCGGAAGAGCGUUUCCAUACAGUUAGGGAGUUACUACCCCGUAUUAAAAUCUGGGGGAGAUUUCCUUAUUUCUUUACAUGACCACAACAACUUGUUUGAAAAGAACUACAAAUAUAAUCAUGCAGAGAAAUUAUAUUAUUUUGUAGCUGAUUAUCUGUUAAGAGAAUUCCCAUGUCGGGGGCCUAAGUGGCACAGUCGGUUAAGUGUCUGCCUUCAGCUCACCUCAUGAUCCCGGGGUCCAGGGAUUGAGCCCCAAGUUGGGCUCCCUGCUCAGUGGGAAGCCUGCUUCUCCCUCUGCCUCUGCUGCUCCCCCUGCUUGUGCAUGCUCCCCUGCCCCCUUAAAUAAAAUCUUGAAAGAAAAAAAAAAAAGAAUUCCCAUGUAAAGAGAUGCUGAAGUAGUAGAGAUGCAAGGAGUAGUAGCUGGAGGGGUGGGGCCCACACCAGACUUAAGGUGGAGAGCCAGCUGGGGGUCUGCGUGCCUUCUCUCUCUGCAAUGUGGAGCCCGUGUUGGGGGUUGAGUCACAGUGGGAUGUGUGAUGUCAACUGCCUCCCUUGCUGUCCACCAAAACCUUCAGUAAAGGCUAGGGUUCUCAUGAAUGGCAUAGAACGCAGCCUUCCCCAUGGCAAGGGCUCUCUACCAGUGAUAGUUCCCCAACGUAAAACUCCCCUAUGUCUUUGAUAGCCCUAGCGGAUUGCAUCAGGGAUUUACUUACCUGAACGAGUAACUCCCAACUGUUCACUAUCAAGUACACAUUUAGGGGUGCCUGGCUGGCUCAGUCAGAAGAGCAUGCGACACUUGAUCUCAGGAUCGUGAGUUCGAGCCCCAUGUUGGGUGUAGAGAUUACUAAAUGAACUUCACAUACUUACUGUUCUCCAUAGAGUCCAGGUCUUCAAGCAGUCCUCAAGCUUCAAAAUGUAAAUAAAUCUGAGGAUCUUGUUAAUAGUGCAGACCUGAUCCCAAAGGUCUAGGGGGACCUGGAGUUCUGCACGUUGAGCCAAGUUCCAAGUAAAGGCCACUGUGGUGCUUUGCAGACCACCUUCGAGCAGCAAGGUUUUACAUUAUGUCCAGAAGUACCUGGUGGUAUUAAGUGGUAAUUCGCACCUGUAUUUGUUUGUUUGUUUUUUUUUACCAACUACCCACCAUGGUGUUCAGGGAUUCUGAUCAGCAUGAGAUGUGGCUAGUGGAUUGCCACCCUUGAGAUGACAGGACCUCCCAGACUGCUUACCUCCCAGUUUUAACUCUUAAGCACUGUCUGAUUCCUUUCAGUAUUGUGAAAUACUAAGUGUCUUGAGGAUGUCCAGCCGCAUUUCCACGUAGUAGCUUCCUUGGUGGCUGGAUCCCCAGCUCAGUCCCCACUGCAUUACCCAGCACAACCAGACGACCUGGAGAGCCCCUAGUCCUUUUGACCCUAAUACUCUGGAACCAGAGUCUUCUCAGACCAGGAAGGGGAAAUCUUGCACGGCCCUCCUUUUCUCUGAGCAGCCACAUAAGGUGGCACAGGGCCUUGCCUUUCCUAAGGAGAUGUGUUUUGUGGUAAAUUGCACAUAACCAAAUUUACCAUUUAAACCACUUUCAAGGGUGCAGUUCAGUGGCCCUAAGUACCUUCACAUUGCUGCACAGUCGUCACCAUCCAUCUCUAGAACUUUCUCAUCUUCCCAAACCAAAACUCUGUACCGAUUAAACACUAGCUGUUCGUUCCUCCCCGCUGCCAGUGCCUGGUAACCACCAUUCUACUUCCUGUCUCUGGACUUGUCCACUCUAGGCACCUCAGCCCUGCAGUCAUACAGCAUUUGUCCUUUUGUUUCUGGUCAGGGCAUACAUUUUUAAUCUUAUCAGCAGGAGACCUGGCCUAAACAGUUACUGUUGCUCUUUAACCCACACUGAUGGAGUCCUCAGUUAUUCAGCUGUGAGACUUUCCGUUGGUGAUGUGUCUGCUGAUGGUUAUUUAUGAACAAUUGAGGGCAGUUUAAGAAAAGCAUCAAAUAGGAUUAAAAGCAUCAAAAGACUGUGCACUCGACUGACCCAGACGAAAUACUUCAUGAGGACUCUGGGGAGCAACAUCAGGCAAAACGAAGUUAAAUAUAUAGCACGACCCUCACUCAUGUCAGGGAACAAAGCCUAGCAACGUAAUUUGGUGCUCCAGCAGAUCCUCUCUUCCUCCUUUUUUUCUUUUCAAUGCAGCCCCAAUCCACUUCCGGCUGGACCAUGUGGGCAGACGUAGGAAGCAGUCUGUCUCCGAGUAACUGCCUCGAUUUCUCUUCUGCAUCUUGUCCAUAUCUAUAGAAGGAAAAACUUGACAAUUCAGCUACUUAAUGUUCACCUUUUAGAAUAAAAUGUCCAUCCUCCCCAUUGCACCCAUUACCCUCAUGCAGGAAGGUAAUUCCCUGACCCUUCGUGUCAUGCAGCUGUUUAUGUGACCUUGAGGAGGUCCAUAUGUCACAAUGCACACUCACCAACACUUACUAAGCAUUGGCAUUGCCAGAUGCCAGGCUAGUCCGGGAGGUACCAGAUGAAUGAGACCCAGCCCUGCUCCCAGACACGCAGGUUCGUGAACAAGAUGUCCACAUAAUUAUAAAGCAAAUGGUAAGUGCUGCAACUGACCCACUCCUAGGGCAAUGAGAGAAGGGAAAGGAAAAUUCGGCCAGCUUUGGGCGUGGCUAGGAGAGGAAGGGUGAAGCGGGAGGCAGAGACAGGAGAGGCUGACACUGAGAGAUGAGGUGGUAGCUGGGUUCAUGUCUACAAAUCAGGGUUGGGAAACUGAUCUCCUUCCAGCAGGUCACAGGAAGCUGGACCCAGCUGGUCAUGACAGCCUCACCAGUCCCCCUUCCCUUGGGGACUUCACUUAGCAGCCUUGCCCUCCUUCUAGAUUUCUGUGCCUUCUUUCCCCACCAUGUUCCCUCUGACCUAUGUCCCUGACUUGGCUGUACUCUCACUAUGCCUGUCCCCACAUCCAGCCCUGAGAGUGUAUGGCUUCAGUAGAGAUGGAGAUCAAAAAAUGGUAGAGGGGCGCCUGGGUGGCACAGCGGUUAAGCGUCUGCCUUCGGCUCAGGGCGUGAUCCCGGCGUUGUGGGAUCGAGCCCCACAUCAGGCUCCUCCGCUGUGAGCCUGCUUCUUCCUCUCCCACUCCCCCUGGCUUGUGUUCCCUCUCUCGCUGGCUGUCUCUAUCUCUGUCAAAUAAAUAAAUAAAAAAUCUUUAAAAAAAAAAAAAUGGUAGAGCGCUUCCUUUCCCGGUUCCAGAACCAGCAUAUGCAGACAAGCUGUUUCCCUUGGGCCCAAACUGAAUGGUGGAAAUAAAUGAAUGCAUCAAACUGGCUUCCAUCCAAAGCUGCCAGGUGUUAACAUCCUCCCCCUGCCCAAGCAGGCCUGUCAGCCCAAUGCCACCGAGCAGAUAUCGUUCGCUGGGGGCCAUCCACAGAGCUCAGAGGACAGUCAGCAUUGAUCCGUGGCAAUUCCUUUGGAUGGAAUUGCACUGUUCGAAUCCAUCUCACCACCUCCUACCCCAGCUGCUACCCACCCAGGGUUUUUUCUUCCUUCUUCCCUUCCAUACAUGCUACCUUACAUUUCAGGCGCUAGGGGCACCCAUAAGCACACCGUGGUGGUGUGGACGCCAGACAAAACUAAGGCUGGUGACCCAGCAAGAGCUUCUGGACUGGCCUCGGAUCCUGCUCAGUACAUAAGCCAGUUCCCCGGAGAACAGGUUGCUGAGCAGAACAGUGCCCCUCUUCUCUGGUUCCUGUCUUUGGGAAUCUGGCUCCUUCUGGGAUUCUGUCCUAUGGGUCAAGUGCUGCCGCCUCCACCAAGCAAACCAGAAUCAAGCAGAGAUGCUCCCUGGAGCCUACAUCAGGAAUUAGAGAAUAAAAUCCCCCAUAAUGUUUCUCAGUAGUGACACCAAUCCCGAUGAAGACGGGACAGUGGCAGAGUCUCCCAGAUGUUCGCUGCCAGAAUUGUAUGCUUUUGCUAAGGAUUUUAAUAAAGAGAGCAAGAAAUCAAAUCUCCUAAAAACUCACAGUAUUUCACCUAGUGAAGCACAGAAAAUGCUUAGUCAAAACCUGAAUGCCAUGUCGUUCACCAGUGGAACUGAUGGUGUGAGGGAAAAAGACCUCCAGCCUGUUUUCAUGUGCAAGCUGGUGAGAAAAGAAGGGGAGAAACCAGACUCUAUGACCGAACUGCUGUACCGAAGCUUGUUGACCAGCUCUCUGUCUCCGGUGGAGAGACUCACCAGAUCCCAGCAGAGGCUCCUUCAGUGUGGGAUUCCUCCACCCGCACACACUUUUCCCUAUGAGAUUCUCAUCCAUCACUCCAAAUCUUUGUCACCGUUCCCCGUCCCCGAAGAUGAGAAGACUCACAGUGCCAACAUAUUACGCAUGCUGGGCAUUUCCAGAAUCAGGCCAGAAAAUUUUAUCUUUGAAGACAAAAUUGCUAAGUACUUCUUAGUUGAUCCAGAAAAACAAUUCAUGGAUCUAAGGGAUCUGGAAUGGAGAUACUACAAGGGGCUUGCGUCGUGGAAGCACAGUACUUCAGAUUCAUUCAUAGACAUAAAUUACAACAGUGAGAAGAGAUUUGUGGGGAGCCAUGAGAUGCCUGGUGUCAUUUACCCCCCUGUAGUUCGUAAGUCUUCAGUCAUUUACCCUCAAGUUGAUUAUCCAAAAAAAAAAUGCAGCUCCUUCUUAAAUUAAAUAUGUAGUUUAUUAAAAUAUUUUGGAUGUGGAUUUUGUUUUUGAGAGCAUUGAACUUAUAUGUGAAAAGUAAAGAAGCAGAUGGAACAUAGGAACUGAGUCUAUACAAUAUUCAUAUAAAGUCCAAAAUUAAACCCUUAAUAUAGAGAACAAGAUUCAGAUUGAUCUGCUCAUAUAAGACCAGGUUUGGACCUGUGAAGCCCAUCUGGACCAGGGGUGGCAGAUCUAGAUCACGUGAAAAGUAAGGGCACCUAUGAAGGAGAACUACCAAGCUCUUGAAAGAGCCCUUUAAAAUGUAAUACACAUGAAGAAGUGUAUUAUCAUAAAAAAAAAAAGUUGGCAAAUUCAACAAAUCAAAGAACUAAUCCCUGAGGAUCUAGAGAUCAGUCCGAGAACUUAAAAAUAAUAUGUUAACUGCUUAAAGACAUGAGGAAGGAAGUGGCAUUUACAAAAUGAGAAUAGGGAGAUUUGAAAAAAAACCAAAUUGGAAAUCUUGAAAGUGAAACAUAUAAUUACUGAAAGUAAAAGAAUAAUCAUCAUAACCCUCAAUAAAUUAUCUCAAUGGUAUACCGAUGUAUCUUAAGAGAGAGGAUUAACGACUUGAAAAAGAGCCAAGAGAGAAGUUUCCAGAUCGUGGCACAGUAAGACAAAAGGAGUAAAUCCUGGAAGAAGGAUCGUGGAGGGUAGCAUGAGAAGUUUAGAAGUGUAUCCAGUGAAAGUUGCAGAAGAAAAGAGGGUGAACGGUGAUAUUUGAAAAUGAAAUGACUGAUAGUUUUCGAGAAAUGAAGUGAAUGAAACUUGAAUGGAAAAACCUCACUGAAUGAUUGGCAAGAAAAUAAAAAUAACUCUCUCCCCAGAAGCACCGUAGCAGAACUGCACCACAGUAAGCGAGAAAGGAAAACACAGCCUACGAAAGAGAGAGCGAUGGAUUGCACACAUACAGGUGGCAGACUGACAGGGCAGCUUCCGUUAACAAUACAUGUCAGAAAGUGAUGGUGUCACCUACUCAAAAUGCUGAAGCGUGAAAUUCACCACCCAGCCAGAUGCUCCUCAAAGAGCAGGGUUAAAAGAAAUACGUUUUAAAAAAAAUGAAAAAGCCGAAAUUGUUUACCACCCAGAAUCUCUUACUGAACAAACCACGAGCAAAGUACGAACUCUAGCAAGAACCCAGGGGGAGUGCAAGAAAUAAUGGUGAGCAAAUAAAUGGUAAUAAUAUAUGUGAAUGGUUGUGUAGAUACUAAAAUAUAUUUCUGGAAUCAAGUUGCUGGUAUUUUAUUUAGAAAGUCCGCUUCCAUCUGGGGCGCCUGGCUUAGUCGGAGGAGCGAGCAACCCUUGAUUUCGGGGUUGUAAGUUCGUGCCCCACGGUGGAGGUAGUGAUUAUGUAAAGAUGAAACCUUUCAAACAAAUUUUUUAAAAGAGGGGCGCCUGCGUGGCUCAGCUGGUUAAGCAUCUGCCUUGGGCUCGGGUCACGAUCCCA